Molecule: messenger RNA, 10566 nt
Organism: Homalodisca vitripennis (glassy-winged sharpshooter)
Lineage: Eukaryota; Metazoa; Arthropoda; Insecta; Hemiptera; Cicadellidae
Product: receptor-type tyrosine-protein phosphatase eta-like
Exons: 25
Coding region: 4917-9284 (1455 amino acids)
Biological process (GO): protein dephosphorylation
Molecular function (GO): protein tyrosine phosphatase activity; protein binding
Source: RefSeq, a predicted model, not a curated record
CAAAUUUAAAUUUAAAUGAUUAUUAAUCAUUUUAUUGUAAAUUUUAGUAGGCUUGUGGGCCCUUAAAUGAACUUUCUAUCUAAGUACAAGUCUACAUUAUCUUCCCUGAGCGUUAUUCCUGAAAUGGGACCAGGUAUUUGGGGGCUGACGUGCAAAUACCAAUGUCUGCUGGAACCUUUCUUUAGACAGUACAUCUUUAAAACACUUUUGAUAGUUAACCCACUCAGUUGAGAAAUAAUCUGAGAUUUCUGGGUUGAAAUUAAUUAACACUCCCAAAAAUGCCUUCAUUCCAAUGGCGGUUACAUUACCCCAUGGCCAACAAAUUGACCUCUUUUUUCAAAGGUGUUAUUUCCUGGCAAACUUAAGUGUGGUGAUUUAUAUCCACAAAAAUGUAACUAAUUACAUUUAGUAAAAUCCAUGUCACCUGUAGUCCAUUCUUUCUAUUCAUCAUCUACUGCAUUUCUAGCUUGUUCUUCUAUAGCACUAUCCUCCUCUUCUAAAUUUUUACGUCUUCACUGUCAAUUUUAUAUCUUCACUUUCUUCCAAAUAAAUUUCUAAAUUUAUAAUUUCAUCAUACUGUUCACCCACUUUUGAUUGUGCAUUGCUGCCAUGUUCUGAGUUAUAGUCACCUGUAGAAAAAUGACAUAUCUCAUCUCUGAUGGCAUCUGAAAUGACAACUCAUUUUCUUCCUUCCUAUUCAUAAAAAAACCCAAAAUACACAUUUUAUUUUAUUUAUCCUAAUAAUUAAAUAAAAUGUAUUACAUAUAUUACAACUGCUACAUAAAAGCAUUUAAACUAUUAUAGAAUGAAACAGCUGAGGUAAAAAAUGCAUGAAUAUGACAAAAAAUUGAAUAUAUUGCAGCACUGUGUAAAGUAAACCCAUUAAAUAAUGGAAAAUAGAUUUAAACAUAAACUGUGAGUAAUUGACAAUUAAAUGAAUUUGCCAUUGGCCACUCAUAGUGGCUAUACAAGUGAAGAGGACUUUUACUACAAAAACUAAUUACAAACUGUUAUAAAAAUGGCUGUGAUCUCUAACUUGUAGCCAUACAACUCCUUAAAGUUGCCUCUCAAUUGCAAAUGGUCUUCCUGUUUAAACCAUGUCAAAAAUUGCUAAGACAAUAAUUAAGUCUAGAAAUGUUUGUCUCAGAGAAAAUUCUUGUGUUAGUAAAUACUCGAACAAAACUGGUGGGCUAUUGAAAACCUUGAAAGUAGUCAUGACACCGGCUGAGUAAACCAAAUAAUUAAGAUUGCUGUUUAAUGCUUUGACUUUGUCUCCUAUCACAACCCCAUUUCCAAGAGAUUUUCUAAAAAGUAAUUUAGAAUAGGACGAGAGAUUGUGAGUAAGUGAUAUUAAUGAUUUAAAUGUUAUUAACCAUAUUAGUCGUAGCCCCAAAUGUAUGUGGCAAUGGUGGUCCAGCUAAAAUGCCCAGCAUCCAUUAGAUCAGACGUCUCCAGAUUUUAAUGUAAGGGCAUCCAUGUGAACUCAACACAUUCAAUUUAACUUACCAUUUUAGAUAUUGAUGUAAUCUGGUAUACUAAUAGUGAGUGCUAAGACUAAAAAAAAUACGAAACAUUAAGUUUUUUCCAAAAAGAUAUGAACAGAUGUUUUUGAAAUUGCUCUAGAAGCUCUUCUAAGUGUCCCAGGAGCUGGGAGAUGUUAAUUUGCAGCAUUUGUACGCUCUUUCCAUUGAUGUUCAACACAACAUGGGUAUAUCAACAAAUAUUUUGUCAAAAUGUACAUGAAGCUUUUAAUACAUUUUUUCUCAAAACAUUUUCUAAAUAUUUCCACAAAUGCUUAGUAUUGUAAAUCACUUAGUAACAUAUAAAUGUGGUAUUAAAUUUGGGUUUAUAGUUUUUUUAAAUUACUUCUGAUACUCGUUUUUUACAAGAGCCUGUUUUGACUGAAUAAUAAUAGUUAUCUUUAAAUAAAUUGGUAUUUUUAAUUUGAGGUUUUCCAAAAAGUACAUAAUUUUAUUAAAGCGCAUGACUACCAAUACCAAUACAAGCUAAGUGCAGAAUACCCUGGAGCCGAGCCAUUGGUGUAUCUUCUUCCACCUUUGACCAUCAAACAAGACAGCCAUAGGAGAUCACUGGCCUUACAAUAGUCUUGUAAAGCCAAACAACUUGGGCCUCACACCUCAGUUUCUACUACAGAACAGUCUGCUGGUAUGAAGAUCGACCAGUGUUUCAUGCAGUAGCAACUUCAAGUGUUCAUUCCAGGUAAGCCUUUAAUUGAGCACCUCAACCAGACAUUUAACUUCACUGGAGAAGGCUACACUAGUAUCCCUCCAGGACAGAUUCUGUAACAUAAGCUUUCUCUGUUGGUUGAACAGAACUGUAGUAGUUUUGGAAGGGAUGACACACAUUUUUUCCAUCCCACACCACUUUCAUAUCAGACUCUGAGGCUGAAUCAAUUUUUCUAGGAAACCGAAGAGUGCUAAUCUAUAACCUAUCGGAUAGUCAAGCUGUAGUGAGAUCUCUCAGCAACUGCACCUUAAUAUCCAAAUGAUCUGGGACUGUCUAAUAUUACUUAAAACCCUGGAUACCCAUAAAAAGGUACUCUGAAGUGGGUACCAAGACAUGAGGGAACUAAAAAAUGAGACAGUAGGCAAGUUGGAAGCUAAAACUAUGUCAUGACUUGUAGGUCUGGAACCCUUGUGUGGCUUGUCUAAGUGCUAAUUUAAAAACAAUGCUAUGAAAUAGAUGGCUGUGGAAACUUUGCUCUAUUGGAAAAGCCUCUCAGGUCUGAGACAAGUGAAAGCAGUCAAAGGUCCCUAAUCCAUAAACGGAGAAGCUAUUUUUGAACUCAGUAGAACCGAUAUCACAUUGUUCUCUAGUCUGAUGACUGGACAUUGCCCCCUUAACUACCACCUGUUUACAAUGGGUAUCUAAGUCAGAGACAUGUCCUGCAGAAAGACUGCUAUACACAUAAUUUGUGGCUGCAAAGUUAUUGCCCUGAUUAUAUGGAGACAGCUGUACAAAGCAUUCCUAAAACAUAGAGGAUUGAAUUUUUUAGCUCCUAGAGAUAGCUUGGAAGUUUAUCAGGAACUUCAAGUGACCUGGGUUUUUUAGAUUUCAGGGUUGUCACAAUAAAUCCCUGAGUUUGCGGUGACAGGGAACUUAACUUGCCCUUUCACCUUUUAGUAUUGUUUGGUUGGUAAAUUGUCUUUUUUUACACAGUGUACAAACUCUUCAUCAAAUUAUUCCUCAAACAACUGUCUACUCACUGAUGCUUUAUUUUGGUUCCUAUAAUUCGAUAUCAAAUUAACGGUUUUAGAAGCUUGAAGCUUAGCCGAUUUGCCUUAUAACUUGUGCUUACCAGGAGCACUAAAUCACACCAUUAAUAUUAAGAUCUUUGCUCAUUUUAAAACCUGGAGUAAGGGUUUCUUCUUCUGAUGAUAAGCUCUUUGUAGGCAGUACUCUUGCUCUUAAGUUUAGGCCGGAGAACUGUACUAACUGUAUUUGCAUACAUUUUUUUCAUACAUAACAUUUUUUUUUUACAUUGAGUACAUUUAAAUCAGAAAACAUGUCUUAAUAUACUAUAAGCUAAUUUACACCACAAUAAUACUAGCAAGGAGAAUUUUCCCUUAAAAACUUAUUUUACUGUUAUUCUGGGUAAUCCAAAUAAUAUGUAAUCCAAGCAGGCUUCAGUCCCAGUUGGUUCGAAUUAACUGAACUCCAAUGUAUAAUAAUAUAAUUCCUCUUUGAUAUUUUGUUCAAAAUUUAAAUAUAGAAAAUUACAAAAUAAAAAAAAGCUACCUAUUGAUAUUUUUUGUUUAAAUUGCAAUAGUAGAAAUAUAACCUAAAUUUAUACAAUAGAAUAUAAAAUGAUUGGUUAAGAGCCAUUUGUACUGUUGUCUAUAUUUACACACCCUAAGAACAAUGUUAAACUUCAAAAACUUUUACAUUUUGUCUCAUAGAAUCGUGGGAGAUUCAAGCUCAUGGUUUGUUUGGAUCAAGCAUCCUGCCUGAUGUGCUUGUGCUGUAAAAUGAAUCCCAGGAUCUAGCCUAGUGCCCUCUGUGAUGGUGGUUGUCCUCGACACCUCACAAUAGUAAUUCCAGUUCAGGCAUGACUGGACAGACAGAAUUGCAUCACACACUUACUUUUAUUACACUGGUGUCCUCCAAUCUCAUGUACAGCAUGAAGCGACUUUGGUUGUGAAUUGGCAUGCUUCUUUGUACUCAAUAUUAUCUUUUAUAUGUGGAAAUAAAAAUUGUAACUGUAUUCUAAAUGUACAAGUUAUUGGGAAAUGAAUCAGCCUCUUUCUUUGUCAUAUCUCGGUCAUUUCACCUUGAGAGGCCAGCCUAUCCAGUCAAACUAGGCAGAGAACAACACUUUCUCAUGUUAAUGUUAAUCAUAGCUAAGGGAGCUCCACCCACUCCAACAAUUAUCCAUCCUACGCAGUAGAAUAGACCUGUCAAUUCACCCUUGUACCCCAAUAUUUGAGGUUAGUGAUGAACAUUCAUAGAGUUGUCCAGAUUUAAGUAUCACCUCACUUUUUAUGUACCCAGUGUAGGUCUUGCUGGAUAAGAUAAACCAGUCAGAAGUAAGUCUUCUGAGGAAAGAUUCAUUUUUGUACUGUUGUAAGUUUUUAAAUAGAAAUAUAUUUCUAGAUUUUGGAUUCAUAUAAUCAAACAAUGACAUUAUUUGGGUUCUUUAUGAGAAAAUCAUGAGGUCACUGAAAAUAUUUGUGAAUGGUUUGUGUACAGAUACACAGACUGACUCCUGUGUUGGCUUGUUCGGAUAGGAUGCUGAGAGUUCUAGAUCACUCCACUCUACUGCACAGUCUGUCACUGACAGGGGUGCCAACUGUUCUGCAUCUAUCCAAUAACGAUGGUGGGGCCAUUGGUGAUCAGCUUCUUUAUAGCACUGAUGAUGGAACUACUGGAUUAGUUCAAAUUACUAAGAGCAAUAGAUGAUGGAUUACUGGAAUUGGAUGUUCGUAGUCCUAAUUUCAAUAAACCUCAAAGCAGUUUCAGUACAGGAAAUAAAAUGUCCAGGCAUAGCUCAAAAUCUAACUGUCUCGAAAAUAUUGUCCACAUCAGCCAAUUCAGAAAGUUGUGAUAUUACCUGGUUUACAAGUCAGCAAAACAGAAGUUGUGUGUACAAGUACAAGCUUGACUUUUGCUGGAUGUUACAAAAGAAAAUUUGCAUGCAUCUCAACUUCAGUGCAUACACGACCAAGGGCUUGUAUUAUACACAUUUUAGACAGACAAUAACUAACCUGCAGCCUUGUUCUAAGUAUCAGGCAACUGUAACGCCAGUGGACAUGUAUGACGUGCCAUCAUCUCAGGUUGCUUCCAGGUCUUUCACCACAGAAUAUCAUGCUCCAGGAGUUGUUGGUGACAUAAACGUGACGAAGGUGACUCCGGACUCGCUGACAGUGGUGUGGCAGGAGCCUACCUCAGCACCCCACUGCACUCAAGGAUACAAACUUGUGCUGAGCCAGGAUAGAGAGUUCAACCAACAGAUAGACGAGACAACAGUUGGUAUAUCAGAGAGCAGGACCUACACUUUCACUGGGCUCUACCAGUGCACUCUCUACUACAUCUCUGUUCAAGCUAUACCAAGUCUACAAUAUAAAUACACAUCCUCAUUUACUUCUGUUUCAAACCCUUAUAAGUUACAAUCCUUCCAUGUAGUAAAAGUCACAACAAACACAGUAGAGUAUCAGUGGAAAGUGUGGAAAAUGCCACCUGCAUGUGCCAGAGAAUUCGUUUUGUCAACUUUCAGCACAAAUGGUUCUAUUAUUGCGAACAAGGAACUCGAUUACAGUCAUAGGAAGUACACUGUCUUAGAUUUAAAGCCAUGCCAAAGCUACUCUUUUGAACUCAAGCUUGUGGAUGAGCAUGGCUCUUCUACAAUCGAUUACAAUACUGUCAACGUAGUUACAGAAGCUUCAGAUCUUAUGAGUGUCAGCAACCUCGAACUGGACCGAGUAUCCCUUUACUCACUGUACCUAAAGUGGUUCUUGCCAGAAGAGUCGAGUGCGUGUGUGUCAAACUACAUGGUGACGUUUCUCACCACCGACAAUAAUACUAUGGGGACCAUUACACCUAACAAAUAUACCACCUGGACAGGUGGUACCUGCAGAUUGGAUUCUGUUUCAGUUCAAAUAAUAAGUAAAGGACAACUAAGGGGUGUCCCAGCUAAAAUAGACAUCAGGCGAAUAUAUGAAGAUGUGAAGUUCUUGACAUUCAAAGUGAACAAAGUAGCCACCUUGGUGCUCUUGACAAGUGAAUCGUUUGUUUGUGUCACAAACUACAAGGUCAUAUGGUACACCCCUGGUUCUGGUGUCAUAACCUCGCCAUUCACUAAGUUCAACCACAGUGUCUCUACAGGUCAUCUGCUACCCUGCACCAAGUACACGGCUGUGGUACAACCAUGGAACGAUCGCUUCAUACUUCAGAAUAUCACUUACACCUUAGAAACUGCAUAUGAAGAACCAACGCUGACACGUGAAAUCAGUGCUGUACCUCGAGGAUUUAACGUUUCCUGGCAAUUAACAAAAGAAGAAUCUAAAACAUGUUUGCAUUAUAUCAGUAUAUUAGCAAAAUCCAAUCACAGUUCCUAUGAGGUGAAUGUUUCUUCUCCUUCGUCAAGUGUAGAAAUAGAUAAUUUGGUACCAUGCAGGACUUACACUAUAACAACUCAAGUAGUGGGGAUUGGUGGCAAACAUAGUAAGAAGUUAUCUGAGAAUAAAUCAGUCAGCCCACAAGUAUUGCCAGCUCCAGGGGAAGCAACUAUAUUACAAAUUACAAAAAGGAAAGCAGUGGUGAAGUGGAAAAUCGAUACGUCAGGCUCGGACUGCGGAUUCACUGACUUUAGGGUGAGCUGCGAGCCUUCGGCAGGAACCGUGUCCUUCUCCUCACUUACCUCACCAAUAACAGUCACCAUCAAUGGGUUGGUGCCCUUCAUGCAAUACAAAUGUAAAGGUGUAGUCGUCAACAAUGCAGGACCAUCCAAUUUCUCAGAAGUUACCUUCAGUACAUUGGAGGGUGUUCCUAGCCAACCGAAAAAUGUGACAGUGACUGCCAUCUCGAGUUCUGAAGUGCGAGUCCAAUGGGAUCCUCCAGACCAGAUGAGUGGAAUACUCAACAACUACACUGUUGUACUACAGAACCGCACAUUGAGGUACAAGGUAGCACCAGGCUGCCAGCUGUCAACCCUCCAGCCUCUACAGGUGGUGGUGAACGGAACUACGACGACUGCGGUGAUCACAGAACUGCCAGCCGACAUGCAGUUCCAGGUGACUGUAGUGGCCAAGACUAUGAAUGGUGGCUCCGGACCUCCCAGUACGCCUGUUACCUCUGAAACUCUUAGUGGAGUGUCCGAGCCGGUCCGCAACAUGAGUGUAACAGUGACACAGAACUCCACAAAACUGUGGUGGCUCCCUCCCUGCAACACAGGUGGACCGCUCAGUCAGUUCUUGGUUCAGUUAAAUGGUUCGACAACUCUCCAUCAUAACCUACAACAGGGAAGGGACCUGAAUGAAAGUUACAAUGAUGUAUACAACAAUUCCCUUCUGAAAGCAGAGACUUCUUAUGAAGUAACAAUUAUACCAGUUGGUUAUAAUAGAACAUAUUAUGGUCACCCUAAAUCUGAAAUCUUCACUGUCCCUCCAAGAAUACCUGCUGAACCUGAUGAAGAGAAGUUCAAGUCCUUGCUGCCAGUUGAAUCUUCCAGUCGUUCCGCAGUGGUCACCAUCCACAGAGACACUUUCCCCAACACUGAGGGCACUGUCCGCUACUUCACUAUUCUUGUGGCUGAGAGUUUCCCACAUGGACCAAGUCACGGUUGGCUGACAAACGGAACACAGUCUACACUCAACACUUGGGCUAAGGCUCGCCAGUCCAGGCCAACACCUCCCUAUCAGGCUCAUCUACCCUGGCCAAACCCUUUUCAAUCGUCAUCUCUGGAAGAGGUCGAGGUGGAAGUGGGGUCGCAGAAGUGUUCUGAGACAGACUACGCAACUUACUGUGACGGUCCCUUGGAGUCUGGCACUGCCUACGAACUGCGGAUCAGAGCGUUCACUGCUACAGGAUACCGGGACUCCCAGUCUAUCAAGUUUCAGACAGAAAACCCACCUGCUGCUUUUGCUAUUUCUUUUAUACUUAUUAUCUUGGCAAUAGCAAUUAUUGCAAGUGUGGCCAGUUUUAUUCUCUGGAGGAGAUGGAGGUACACUGGCUACAUCUGUUGCAGUAAAGAAGAAAAGAACACAAUAAUAAAAAAGAAACCAAAACUGAAGAAAACUAAAACUUCUGACUUGUGUGAGAGUCUAACCAUCAAACAGUUUUUGCAACACACUGAAAAUGCCCUGUCAUCACCAGAUCUGUUACAGACAGAGUUUAAUAUUUUAGAAAAUGAAAAUAUCCAGUAUCCUCAAGUAAUUGCAAAGCUGGAACAUAACAAGGAGAAAAACAGAUAUGGCAAUAUUUUCCCAUAUGAUGUAACUCGCGUAAUACUGGAAGGAGAUGAUAGGAACAACUAUAUCAAUGCUUCACAUCUCAAGUUAAAAGAAGCCAAGUCAGUAAAUUACAUAGCUUGUCAGGCACCUAAAGCUACCAGCUGUGGAGAUUUUUGGAAAAUGAUUCACCAGUUUCGUGUGAACAUAAUUGUAAUGCUUUGUAUGCCAGUGGAAGAAGAAAAGGAAAAAUGCUUUAUUUACUAUCCAAGUCCGACAGAAGUUGUCAUGUACGACGAUAUCGUUAUCACCUGUUGUAAGGAAGAAGAGUUCUCGAAUUAUAUUGUCAGGCACAUUGUUGCUGAUAAGGGAGGUGUUACACUGGAGGUGAAACAGUUUCACUUCAUUGGAUGGCCAGACUUUGGAGUGCCAGAAUCACCAGACGUAAUGGUGAAGUUUGUGAAUGCUGUGCAACACGUGAGCAAAGGCAAAGAACACUAUAUGGCUGUACACUGUAGCGCAGGUGUUGGCAGAACUGGUACAUUUAUAGCCCUUGACGCCUUAAUGAGGAUGACACGUCAAAAGUGGAACUGCACCUUCAACAUAUUUGACAUAGUUCACAGAAUGAGGGAACAGAGGUGUAAAAUGGUUCAGACAGAGGAUCAAUACAAAUACAUCUAUGAAUGUAUGAAAUUUGCUUUGGAAAAUCACACGUCACCCUUUGUAAGAGUGAGAGUGUAUUUAUACAAGAGAUCUAAGAAAGUGAGGAGGUCAGAAGUAUCAGACAGUAACGAGCUGCUACAGCUGGAGGAUCUGUCUUGUCAUCAAACUUCAGUAGUAACCACAGGCGCACCACAACCACUGACCAAAUGUGAUUGAUUACAGUGAGGAGGUCAGAAGUAUCAGACAGUAACGAGCUGCUACAGCUGGAGGAUCUGUCUUGUCCUCAAACUUCAGUAGUAACCACAGGUGUACCACAACCACUGGCCCUAUGUGAUUGAUUACAGUGAGGAGGUCAGAAGUAUCAGACAUUAACGAGCUGCUACAGCUGGAGGAUCUGUCUUGUCAUCAAACUUCAGUAGUAACCACAGGCGCACCACAACCACUGACCAAAUGUGAUUGAUUACAGUGAGGAGGUCAGAAGUAUCAGACAGUAACGAGCUGCUACAGCUGGAGGAUCUGUCUUGUCAUCAAACUUCAGUAGUAACCACAGGCGCACCACAACCACUGACCAAAUGUGAUUGAUUACAGUGAGGAGGUCAGAAGUAUCAGACAGUAACGAGCUGCUACAGCUGGAGGAUCUGUCUUGUCCUCAAACUUCAGUAGUAACCACAGGUGUACCACAACCACUGGCCCUAUGUGAUUGAUUACAGUGAGGAGGUCAGAAGUAUCAGACAUUAACGAGCUGCUACAGCUGGAGGAUCUGUCUUGUCAUCAAACUUCAGUAGUAACCACAGGCGCACCACAACCACUGACCAAAUGUGAUUGAUUACAGUGAGGAGGUCAGAAGUAUCAGACAGUAACGAGCUGCUACAGCUGGAGGAUCUGUCUUGUCAUCAAACUUCAGUAGUAACCACAGGUGUACCACAACCACUGACCAAAUGUGAUUGAUUACAGUGAGGAGGUCAGAAGUAUCAGACAGUAACGAGCUGCUACAGCUGGAGGAUCUGUCUUGUCAUCAAACUUCAGUAGUAACCACAGGCGCACCACAACCACUGACCAAAUGUGAUUGAUUACAGUGAGGAGGUCAGAAGUAUCAGACAGUAACGAGCUGCUACAGCUGGAGGAUCUGUCUUGUCAUCAAACUUCAGUAGUAACCACAGGCGCACCACAACCACUGGCCAGAUGUGAUUGAUUACAGCGAGACCUGGACAAUCCCAAUACCAAAAUUGUAUCCUAAUUUUAAUGUAAUUUUAAAACACGGUUAGAAAUAUAAUUCAGUUUUAAAUGGAUUAUUAAAUUACACAGGAAUAUAAUAAUCAGUAUUAACAAUUAACAAUUACCGCCAAUAUGAAUUUUAAGUUUAGGUCAAUUUAUUACUUUAUAUUGUCAUGUUAUUAGUUUUCAUAUGUUGUUAUAUUCAAUUAAUAUUUAGAGAUAACCAUGUACGAUAAGUAACUGCAGUGUUAAAAUAUAGUUUACAUUGUCAUGAAAUUCUUCA